Molecule: messenger RNA, 303 nt
Organism: [Candida] anglica
Lineage: Eukaryota; Fungi; Ascomycota; Pichiomycetes; Serinales; Debaryomycetaceae
Source: the annotation of a GenBank genome assembly
AUGUGGUUCGACUCUGACAAUUAUUUGCACCCAUUCCUCUUCUCCGCAGUGUGGGCCCCAGCAGAUACUGAUCCAACGAGUUCCCCAAUUCUUCCAUUGGAACUUCUAUGUGAACUAAUUGAAAGUUUUGUUAACAGUCCCCCACUUGACCGGAGGGUCGCUGACCCUCUCGGAUUUCAAUCAUCGUACUACACUAUAAAGUACUCUUCCAAGGUACUCUUGAAUACUCCUCAAAGACAUUCUUCAUUCAACCUCCUAAACAACAACUCCAUAUCUCCUCAUCUUCAAGGCUAUGGCUACUAA